Messenger RNA from Bradysia coprophila, 1595 nucleotides. Its product is annotated as putative cytochrome P450 6a14. Gene Ontology annotation, molecular function: monooxygenase activity; heme binding; oxidoreductase activity, acting on paired donors, with incorporation or reduction of molecular oxygen. The record is from RefSeq and is a predicted model, not a curated record. Lineage: Eukaryota; Metazoa; Arthropoda; Insecta; Diptera; Sciaridae.
AGUCAAUAUAAAUCAGUUGACAGAGACAGCAGUAAGAGAAUCUUUUUGAAUUAACUUACCAUGGCUGUUGGUAUCUUUAUAAGUCUCCUGUUCGUUGCGGCCGCAUCCAUUUAUUAUUGGAUAAGUUCCAAGUACACCUACUUCGAACGCCACGGAUUCUUGUCGAAGAAACCGGCAUUGCCGCACGGAAACUUGGCCGAAGUCGGUACCAAAUUUCACCUCAGCCAUGUCCUGAAGCAAUUCUACGAAGAAUUCAAAAACAAGGCUCCAGCCCAUGGAUUAUAUCAGUUCCUGAUGAGUCCUAGCUUUGUCGUCACAGAUCUGGAUGUGAUCAAGGACAUCUUGAUCAAAGAUUUCGAUAAUUUCCGCAACCGCGGCAUCUACCACACCGAAGAUGAUGUGCUGUCCAAUCAUCUAUUCAUCAUCGAGGAUGAGCCGUGGAAAACGAUGCGCCAGAGCCUGUCACCUACAUUUACCAGCGGUAAAAUGAAGGUCAUGUUCCAUACGGUACUCGAUAUAUCCAAUAAAUUGGUUGAGUAUAUGAAACAGCAAGAUGAGGUGGUCGAAGUGAAAGAAGUGCUGGCAAAAUUCACAACAGAUGUGAUCAGCAACGUAGCCUUUGGAUUGGAGUCUAACUCACUGAAUGAUCCGAAUUCUACGUUCCGGAAAAUGGGACUGAAGUUCUUCAAUUUCGAUCGGAAACGACAGAUACGAGCGUUUAUUGUUCUGUCGUUUCAAACGAUUGCAAGGAAGCUGAAAGUUGCUCUGACUCCGAAAGAUGUUUCCGACUUUUUCAUUGCCACGAUACGAGACACGGUGGACUAUCGCCGAAAGAACAAAAUUGAACGGAAGGAUUUCUUGGACCUGCUGUUGAAAGUGAAUAACAACGGAAAAUCACUGACGCUAAAUGAAAUGACCGCACAAAGUUUUGUGUUCUGGAUCGCUGGUUUCGAGACAAGCAGCAGCACAGCCACUUUCUGUUUGUACUUCCUGUCCAUUCACCAGGACAUUCAGGAAAAAUUGAGAACCGAAAUUCAAACGACUUUGGCCAAGUACGACAACCAAAUCACCUACGAAGGAAUUAUGGAAAUGAAGUACCUUCAAAUGGUCAUCGAUGAGGCACUACGGCUGUAUGGUCCCGUUUUCAAUUUAAUGAGAAAAGCCGAAAAUGAUUACAAAAUUCCGAACACCAAUUUGGUGAUACCGAAGGGCGCCAGGGUUUCCAUUCCGGUUAAUGCUAUACAUACCGAUCCCGAAUACUAUCCCGAACCGGAAAAGUUCAUUCCCGAACGCUUCUCCGAAGAGAACAAAAAGGACAGGCAUCCAAUGGCACACCUGCCAUUCGGCGACGGCCCUCGAAAUUGUAUUGGACUACGCUUUGGCUUGAUGCAAACGAAAAUUUCACUAAUUCAAUUGCUUACGAAUUUCAAAUUUUCGCCAUCGUCAAAAACCCCCAUUCCUAUGGUGCUACAUCCCACUUCCGUGGUUAUGUCGCCUCGUGAUGACAUGCAUUUGAAAGUUGAGAAAUUGUAGAAAAAAAGUUUAUUUAUUUCAUAAAAAGCAAAUGUUCGAUAAGAUUACAAGGUAGCAUGCCA